UUGUAUUAUAAAGAAUCUGUUACCUGAAGUGUGUUGCAAGUUGGGUAACAAGCCUGUUCCUGCUCUUCAGUUAGUUAUUGUAGACGCUUCUUCUUUUGGUGGGAUCAGUAAACUGCUACUGAAAUGAACCUAAACUAGAUUUUUCAGAGUUCAUAACAUUUUUUAUUCCAACAAGUUUGAUUUGAGAGCUAAAAUAAAAUCAUUAUUAGGAGUCAUAUGUGAAGCAUGCACCAUGAUCUCAGCAGAUUUAACUUUUUACUCAGGAGGAACUUAAACUUUUUCUGUUUUCUGUCACCUUGAACCUGUAGGAUCCUGCCCCUGAUGAUGCAGGAUCACUUAAAGGUCAAAUAGUUUUGUCCCAGUGCUGCUCUGACCCUAUCCUGCACACACACACACUGAACACUUGUGACUUUUCAUCACACUUGUCUCUGCCGGCCCAUUUAACACAGGGAAGCCGCGUCACUUGCAUGAGGGUGAAGACCACUGGCUGAGAUGUUUUUCUAAUGUUCAUGUGGAGUCAUUGGUUGUCAUGUCAGGGUGUCGGGGCUCAGAUGCUGGGCAGAGGUCAUCCCACAGAGGAGCUCGAGUCUCAAAGGGACGACGUAGACGUUUACUGGCCGACGUUUAAAGCAUCAUUGCACCACCUUUGGACAGUGCAGACAAAAAGGGCCUCCAGGUGGGGGUCCAGCUACCUGCCAACGUGCAAACGGGGCCUCAGCAGCAGAGCCAGCUCCUCUUGACUCCAGCGAGCCUCCAGCUCGCUCAGCUCCAGGCUCAACUUACCCUCCAACGGCUCAAACUGGCUCAGGGAAGCAACGCGGCCGCUGCUGCCGGUGUUCUCAAUCAGUUUCUGUCCAAUGUCAACAUGUCCCAGCCGCUGUUAAAUCAGCUACGGACUUCAGCUAUGGUUGGAACUCCACAGAGUGCCUUUUCCACUGAGAUGAUGGGUUUCCCCUCCUCAAAUUCAGCCAUCGGAACCUUGACUGGAGGGGGAUUCAACCAAAACCCCGGGAAUGUGAGACUGAAUAAUCCCUGUGGAGCUGGCACAAAUGGUCAGCAGGUUGGAAAGUCGUAUCCUUCUGACACCGACAGAAGACUUCAGUACAACUUAGCUGGAGGGGCAUCAGCUGAAGGACAAUACACAAAUAACACAACCAGCGCUGGGUUUCCAAGAGAUUUCUAUGGGAAGGAUAUGCCGGGACAACCAGCUGGGUUUACUUCUAACGAGCAAAUCAAUGUUUGUAACUCAAAUGCACACAAAGAGCAAUGGAAAGGCCCUUCUAAUGUAACUCAAACUGGAAAUGUGGAUGUGAUUACCAAUCCUCCCACAAUGUGGACUAAAAGUGGACAGCCCAUUUGGCCCAGAACAGAUCUUUAUAACCCAGAAGAGCCAACCACUGAGUCCAAGAUAAAUUGUAGUGGUGGGAUAUCCGCUUUUGCUUCCAGAGGCAAUCAGGGAUUUGGAAACUACCAGCCGCUUCAUGGAAAUGAGGAAACCUUAUCUUCAGGUACCAGGACACUCCAGGCCCAUCAGGUCAAUGAUUAUUAUGGUGCUACACCCAUUCAGCUGCCUCACCAGUGUAGUAUCUGCGAGAAAAAGGUCUAUAAUCUCAAGGACUGGGACCAGCAUGUGAAAGGAAAACUACACCUGCAGAAUCGAACUUUGUACACAAGUGAACACUCAGCGGCGGCAUCAGCUGGAGUUGCUCAGUAUGCCGUCGGCGGCACACCCUCUGAUGGAGGCCUGAACCCAGCAGGAACCAACCCUAUGGUCUGCUCUGGUGUGACUCAAGACGCAUCUUCAGGAACCAAUGUGUCCUUCAUCCCAGCCGCUGCCAUGAAGACUUAUCCAGUGUCAGACGCAGCAUUUACCUCCCACCAGCUGGAGUCAAAGCCAUUUUCAUCCAGAAAAUCCUCAACGGGACGCGUUGUUCACAUCUGCAACCUUCCAGAAGGCAGCUGCACAGAGAAUGAUGUCAUCAACCUGGGAUUACCCUUCGGGAAAGUCACCAACUACAUCCUGAUGCGCUCAACUCAUCAGGCCUUUCUGGAGAUGGCGUACGUGGAAGCAGCACACGCCAUGGUUCAAUACUACCAACUGAGCCCGGCUACCAUUAACAAUGAGAAACUCCUCAUACGGAUGUCGAAGAGGUACAAGGAGCUGCAGCUGAAGAAACCAGGAAAAGAUGUCGAGUCUAUAAUCCAUGAUAUCGCCUCUCAAAAAGAAAGGGAGAAGGUACAAGAGCCUGAACAUUACACGCCAGAGAGAGCCCGCUCCCGUAGUCCCAUCAGACAGUCUCUGAGUCCUCACUCCCACAGUCCCAGUUUUACCUCCUGCAGCUCAGCCCACAGCCCUCAGGGAGCAGCAUUCAGGGGUCCAGACAGAGGAACCAAUGGGAUGAGUCCUCACAGAGGCUCAUGGGAUUGGCCUUCGCAUCAGAGGAGAGGUGAGGACGAAAGGGAGCGGGAUGCUCCUUGGAGGAAUGGAGGUACCGUGGAUGACAAUCGGCCUAAUGGACGGCCAGCUGACCGCCGUAAGAGCUACCAGAAACACUCAGGUCAUCUCAGCUUGAGAUCGUCAGAUGAACGAGGAGGCUGUGAUGGCACGAGGAGCAGCAGAGACUGGCACCUGCGAGACAGCCCCAAAGGUUUCUCCUUCAACUCCUACAGGAACAUGGAAGACGACUUCUACACGGAACAUGCGUACAAGUCGGACAAGCUGCUCAGAAGCUCCCACCAGAGACACGAGGUCAAGUCACGGAGGAGGGAUGCAGGGGAUUACCACGCUAGGUCCAGACAUUGUGAGUUUGAGAAAAGUGAGGAGCUGUUGGGCAGACCGGCAGAAGAGAGGAGGCAAAGCUCCCCGAGCAGAGACAGGAGCAGAAACACAAGCAGGAGACACGCAGCUGCAGAGAAACAUGAGAGAGAAAACAUUACUGAACCUGCUAAUUGCCUGUCAAAGGAAAAAUCUGAUUCACCUCAGUGGAGCCAAAAGCCUAAAGAGGAAUGUCACAAAGACACUGAGGAGAAGGCAGAGAACGAAGACACGGAUGAGGAGUGCUGGUAUCCCAAGAAUAUGGAGGAACUGGUCACUGUGGAUGAAGUGGGAGGAGAAGAUGACUCCAUUAUUGAGCCGGACCUCUCUGAGCUUGAGGAGUUUGCAUCCAGCCCCAAAGAGUCUGCAGCUGAAGGCGCAAAAGACAAGCAGGAUGCAUCAUUAACGGCAUCCUUGGAAGAGAAGAAGACAUCUGAGGAGACGUCUGAGCAGGAGAAAUCCAGUGGGGAUGCAGGAGGCCAAGCGUCAACAUUUACAGCUGAUAAAACAGACGAUCAGAUACCUGAAUCCAACACUGAGGAGGAGAAAUUGCAUCCAGUAGAUUCUGAGUGUUCCACCUCCAACCUUGGUGGCUUCCCCAGUGAGGAGUUCAUGGAGACACACCUGGAAAACUGCAAUCAGCCUUCUGAAGAACCAGCAGAAGACCAUGUUGGUUUAUCAGGAGAAAACAACACCCAAGAAGAAAAAGCAGCAGAAACGAUCCACAAUGGAGUUGAAUCAAAGGUCUGCGGUCUAAAAACAGAGAUUGAAGCUCCAUCACCAUCUCUGGAGCAAGACAAAGCUGUCAGUGAACACAGCAUCCCAUUGGGAGUGGAGUUUAUUGUGCCAAAAGCGGGGUUCUACUGCAAACUCUGUGGACUGUUCUACACCAGUGAGGACACGGCCAAAGCCACUCACUGCCGCAGCACCGUCCACUACAGAAACCUGCAGAAAUAUCUGUCCCAGCUGGCAGAAGAGAGUCUGAUGGGUGUGUUUGCUGAACCCUCUGCUGCUCAGUGACACCAGCUUUCACCUCUGGCACCAAAGGAAGGAUCUGUGCAAGUGUAUGUAAAACUCCGGAAAACGGAAAAUGUGACGAAUGGAAGCUUGAAGUUGUGGAGAACUACUUGGAUUUUGUUCAGGGGGAAUGCCAAGAGGUCUUGAAUUGUUCUGUUUUGUACAUACUUGAAGUAAAAUGUAUAGCAAGAUUGAGUUAUUUAACAGCUUUUUAAAUUCUAUCUUCACUAAAUUAUUUUAUGGAAUUCAGUGAGAAAAAAUAUUUAUAAGUUUUUAAGAGAACAUUUUUAAUUUCAUUUGAACCAAUUUGAACUGAAAUAAAAAUUGCACUGUUGUAUUUUAAAUUAAAAGUGAAAUACGUGUUUAUUAUUAUAUAGAGUAAAUGCAAAGAGCUGCUGCAGUACAACUGAUAAAAACAGCCUACUUUGGCCAACAUGUUUUGUAUACCUUUUUUUUAGAGUAUGCAGCACGAACCCAACCGAAUGUUGCAAUAUGAGUUUUGCACAAAAAAACGUGCAACAUCUUAAUACACAUGUAAAAUAGCAUUGUGCUCUGGGUUUGCCCCUACCUGUAGUUGGUAUUGUAUUUAUAGAUUGUUGUCUGGGUGAACACCAGUGUGUUAGCUUGUUACUGAGUUAAAUUUACUCAAGGGGUUUCUCCACCAAACCCAGAGCUUACAUUCUGUUUCCAACACCUAGAACUCUAGCUCUGGCAUCAAAAGUCCUGUCGUCUCAAAACCAUUACUUAGGAGAUGAACAACUGAUGAUUGCUUAAAGCUGCUAUAACAAAUCUGCAAACAAGCUAGUUUUUGAACGCAAACACGGUCACGAAACACUCACCCCUCCUGUUGGGUAUCUUCCCUGAGAUGCUUCUGUCGGAACCAGAAACCUGCAAUUCCAGAGGAAAUGAGAUGGUGCUAAACACCAGUCGUCAUUUUCUAGGUCUGAACAUCUUUUGUUGUCUGUGACUUCAAAUGGUGUUUUUUUUUUUUUUGGGACUCUGGUAGUUUGUCCUAAAGCUGAAGUGGUAGCAGUCGGCUGUUUCUCCUUCUCUAAUGUAAUUGAGCCGUGAACCUCCCACACCAAUGGUGUUGUGUUGCUAAAUACGUGAGUGCGUAAUGAAGAGGACCCAAGGAAGUGUGCUAGACCGACAACCGGAUGGUCCAAUAGUUGCUUUCAGUCUGAAACAUAUUGGCAGAGGUUUAUAGACGAAUGCAAGAGAACCAGUUUAUUCAAUUAUUUCAUUUUGUUAUCUCCACAAUAUAUUAUAGCUAUACUAUAUUAGAACAUUGUUAAGAAGAUGCUUUUUUACAAACAGGAACACAGUUAAAGCAGGUCAGGACAGUUCCCACAGCUGUCUUCAAAGAUGUUUUUAAUUAAUUCAAAAGCAUGAUUUGAAACACUGUUUAUAAAUCUCGUCAGCUCUUUUGAUCUAUGGUGUUUAUAGAUCCUACUUAAAGGUGUUCUAGAAUUCAAAUAUGUAUUUACCUUGCUGUUGUUGAAUAUAAGCAGCUUGGGCUGUCCAAAAAGUCUGUGCUGUUUCUGACCUGCUUUCCUAAAACUAAUAAUUUUGUAAUGGCCUCGGAGAAAUGUUCCUUCUAAGAAAAGUUGCGAUAAUGCAUCACUUGCAUAGACCCCCCCCCCCCCCCCACACACACACACACACACACACACGCCACACACCCCCACACCCCACCCCCGAAGCAUGCAUGUCCCAACCUACUUCAGCAUUAGCGAUAUAUAAAGUUGGUGGCAAUAAAGCUAACCACCUGAGCUACUGCAAAGUCCUUAUUUGACAAGAGGAAAACAGCAAAGAAGAAUGUUGGAGCACGUUGUAACGUUCCAAGGUGUACUGGGAAUAUUCUGAAAACACGGCUGCACUCAGAGUAUAGCCUCAGGUAGCGUCAUAAAGCAGUUGGAGUAAACCGGACAAUCAGCUUUUGUAACAUUCAUGUCCUGUGUUUCCAUUGAAGGGCUUUAUUAUGGGGUUGUGUUUUGCGAUUUCUUAGGGCUUUUGGGCCGUUUUCAGCCCCAACAAUAUUUCAUAUAGAGGCUCAAAGACCAGUUUUCAUACAUGAAAAAAAUGUAUGCUAAAACCCUUGCAAAGCAUCAGGCUGUUCUGUUCCAACAGAGUUUAAUAAAUAGCAAUCACAGAUUGAUAAAGAGUGUUCAUGUACAGAGAAUGUUGUUUAAAAUGUUGUUUAUUAAAUAGACAGCAACGGAAGUUGUGUUGGGCCAGUUGUAGUAGCAUUGGAACCUCUGAUGGAAAAUUACUUUUACAGAGUAUUGCUGAUAUACAUUAGCAAACUUACUUCAGUACUUUUUUGUAAUGUCAUCAGAGAUCCAAGUAGUUGUGAAGAUAAUGUCUGUACUUGUUAAAAAAAACAUCAGAUAAAUCCAAGUGCAUGGCUCGAAUAACAUUUUGAAAUGGUUAGGGUUAAGUUUUAAAUAAUCAUUUGGCUUUUAUUCAAAAUGAAAGUGCAAAAUUAAUAGUUUCAAAGACUUGAACAAGAAAGAGAAUAAAUAAGAUUUGCAAUAAAUGUUUACUGAUAACGAUUUGAUGUUUGUGACAUUUUUCCUUUUUUGUUUACUUAAGUGAAAACUUUGUCAAAAUGACUAAAAUUAUUUCUUAAUUAUGUUGUGUUUUGUUGCAGCCUGAGCUCUUGAGAGAAUUGUAUUUUCUUAGUUAAAAAAACACAUUCUCAGGUUUGUUGCUGAAAUAUAUCUCAUUGUGAAAAUGACGUUUAUAACAUAUGUGUAACUGUGACUUUAAGGCUCCUGUUGUUUUUAAUUAUCUUGAUGAUUGUGAUUUUAAAUAUUUCUCUGCCAGGAUUAAAAAUUUGCUUUCAUGUGAAAAUGGAAAAAAAAUAUUACUCUUUAGAAUUUUUUUUUUGGACUGAAGAUUAUCCCAGCCUUAUGUGUCAUCUUGUUGGACACAUUUCAUACCCUAAAGGCCUUAAACUGGACCACUAUGUUAAACAUGACAAGUUUCAUGUCACAGUAAUCUGUUACAAGAGCAUCAGGUCAGAUUAUGGUUUUACUGUGAAUCCUGAUCCUGUGAAAUUAUGUUGAAAUAAACCUUGAUGAAGUAUCAUA
This is a messenger RNA of Nothobranchius furzeri (turquoise killifish), 6927 nucleotides long. The record is from RefSeq and is a predicted model, not a curated record. NCBI's taxonomy places the organism in Eukaryota, Metazoa, Chordata, Actinopteri, Cyprinodontiformes, Nothobranchiidae.